Molecule: messenger RNA, 2551 nt
Organism: Arachis ipaensis
Lineage: Eukaryota; Viridiplantae; Streptophyta; Magnoliopsida; Fabales; Fabaceae
Molecular function (GO): glycosyltransferase activity
Source: RefSeq, a predicted model, not a curated record
AAUAAUUAAUAGAAGGCUUUCAACACAAGACUCUGAUGUGGCAUCCCAGCUUGCACAUGAAGGUUGUUGAAAGCUCUUAAUCUCAAUAAUGUUUGCUUCAAACAAAAUAAAACAGAACGAUAUUCGUUGACCAACUUUCAUUCAACUACUUCUAGUUCUUGUUGAAAGAAUGUUUUUGCAGUGAUCAUCAAGGACCCAAAUUCAAGAACAAUGGUUGACCCCUCAAAAAGUCAAAAUCACUGGAUGCUAAUCCUUCAGAACAAGCCACAAUCCAUGUGAAAAGAAGCAAUAUUGAGAAGAAUUAUCAUAAAUUUUCAUGUGGGGUUUCAUAUUUCAAGCUUCUUUGAGGAUGUUCUGAUGUUAAUGGAGCAGUGCAAGAACAUGGGAGAAAUUCAAGCAAAAUUGAAUUGUCAGUGUUCAUCAAAUUUGAAAUCCAUGCCACCAAAUUCUCCUUCAUUCAGGAGAUUAACAACAAGAAGAGAAGGCAAGGGUGGUGGUGGUGGUGGCGGUGGCGGCAGCCGCAGUGCACAAUGGUUUCAGAGCAACCGGAUUCUGUUGUGGCUGUUAAUGAUUACCCUUUGGGCUUAUGUUGCAUUUUUUGUUCAGUCUAGGUGGGAAAAUGGAGAUAAAGAAGAUGAGUUCUUAGGGUUUGGAAGCAGGUCAAUUGAUACAAACCCUGAUUCUCAACAGAAUCACCAUCAAGAUUUGAUUGUUGAUGAGAGAAUUAUAAUGUCUUUUGAUGAUGAAAUUGUUGGAAACAAAUUGGGGGUUGGUGAAACAAUGCAUGUAGCUUCUUUGUCCAAGAAAGAAAAUCUUGUUCAAUCUGUUCCCAAAACCAGCUCAAAGAGGAAGAUCAGACGCCGGAGUAAGAGGAAGCGAAAAUCGAGAGGCGAGGGAAUUGGUAUAGAGGAGCAAGAUCCAGAAAUUCCCAAGACUAAUAGUACCUAUGGAUUCCUUGUUGGUCCAUUUGGUUCAAUUGAGGAUAGAAUUCUGCAAUGGAAUCCUGAGAAGCAUUAUUUUGGAAGCUGCAACAGGAAGGGGGAAUUCGCGCGCCUCGUUCGUUCGAAGAGGUUUGUGUUGAUAUUCCAUGAGCUAUCUAUGACUGGAGCACCACUCUCAAUGAUGGAGUUGGGAACAGAACUUUUGAAUUGUGGUGGUGCUGCUGUUUCAGCUGUUGUGCUUAGCAAGAAGGGUGGUUUGAUGCAAGAGCUCACUCGGAGGCGAAUCAAGGUGCUUGAAGACAAAGCCCAAUUAAGCUUCAAGGCAGCAAGGAAUGCUGAUCUUGUCAUUGCUGGAUCAGCUGUCUGUGCAUCAUGGAUUGAACAAUAUAUUGAUCAUUUUCCUGCUGCUGCAAGCCAAGUUGCUUGGUGGAUUAUGGAAAAUCGGCGAGAGUAUUUCGAUCGUUCGAAGCAAGUCUUGCACAGAGUUAACAUGUUGGCCUUCUUAUCCAAAUCACAAUCUAAGCAAUGGCAAAAAUGGUGUGAAGAAGAGAGAGUGAAACUAAGAUCACAGCCUGCAAUUAUUCCACUGUCAGUUAAUGAUGAACUGGCCUUUGUAGCUGGCAUUCCUUCCAUGCCGAACACUCCAUCCUUCAGCGCCGAGAAAAUGGCCGAAAGAAGGAAAUUGUUGAGAGAUUCGGUCCGAAGAGAAAUGGGGCUGAAUGAUAAUGACAUGCUUGUGAUAACUCUGAGUAGCAUCAACACUGGGAAGGGACAGUUUUUGCUUCUUAAAUCAGCAAGCUCAAUAGUGGAACAUGAACCAUCAUUGCAAGAUGAUAAUAAAGAAAUGAAAAGUUCUUCUGAUAUUGGAGACUACCUAUCUUCUCUUGCUAGAACACAUCAUAUUGGAAGAUUAUUGCUGCUGUUGAGGAAGAAUAGCAGUGUAGCAUUCAAUGAUAUCUCAAGCACUUCUAUGAACAGGUUACAUGAACAUACUAUUUUGAACAGAGGAAGAGAAGAUUUAUCCAACAAAAAUGCAUCAAGGGAACAAUCUCUCAAGAUUCUAAUUGGUUCUGUUGGAUCUAAGAGUAACAAGGUGGACUAUGUUAAGGGUAUUCUGCAUUUCUUAUCACAGCAUUCAAACUUGUCAAAGUCUGUUUUGUGGACUCCGGCCACGACACGUGUCGCCUCGCUUUACUCUGCUGCAGAUGUUUAUGUCAUAAAUUCUCAGGGAUUAGGAGAAACAUUUGGAAGGGUAACCAUAGAAGCAAUGGCAUUUGGACUUCCGGUGCUUGGAACAAAUGCAGGGGGAACUCAAGAAAUUGUUGAGCAUAAUGUAACAGGUCUUCUUCACCCCAUUGGACGACCCGGGAUUCGUAUCCUCGCACAGAAUCUCCGGCUUUUACUCGAAAACCGGCCGGCGAGGGAAAGAAUGGGAAGAAAUGGAAGAAGGAAAGUGCAGAGGAUGUACCUUAAACACCACAUGUAUACAAAAUUUGUAGAGGUUCUUGUGAGGUGCAUGAGGAGGACCAAAUAAUUUCUUAGCUUCUUUUUGUUUCUAUGAUCAUCAUAUAUUCUUUCAUUCAAAUAUUUACAUAGUGAUGUGAAUAUAU